AGGGACAGCAAGAACAUCUGUAGGCCGAUGAUCUCGACGUCAACAUCCUUGAGGAAACAGUGUGAAGGCCUGAGACUGUCCAAGACGGGGCGGGAACGUCCAGAGGAGCGUAUAGCCUUACAAAAUACACAAAACCAUAGGAACUAAAAUGAAAAUGAAAUAAUUAUUAAUUAUUUAAUUAAAUCGAGCAAUAAAUCAAUCAUCUGAUUCCCCCCAAAGAUUUCAAUUUUUUUCUCCACCCCUCUUUUCUCAACCCUGACGGUUUCAAAACCCUAAAAAAAUGGGUGACACAUCGGGAAGAAUCGACGUUGAGAAGCUGAUCUCAUACAGCGAUGAUCUUGUUAAAUGUUUGAAAAACGAAAAAGACAUCAAUUUCCUCAACCACUGCGUUGAACGAUCCAAUGCACUCCGCUCCCGUUGCCUCUCUGAUCAUGCUGGAGUUGACACUUCUCUUCAAGGUUAUCAUAAAAAGAUAGACAUGUGCAAGCAAAAGAUAGAAGCGGCAAAGGCUGAAGUGGCUUCAGAUGUCGAGAUUCAUUUGCUUCAAAAAGAACUGGAUGACGAGACUCGGAGAGAGGCAUUGCUACGAGAGGACCUUAGAGCCGUCACCAGUCAAAUUAAAGACCUUGAAGAGCAAAGAAGUUUUAUUGAAGAGAGAAGGCAGGUUCUGAAGAAACUCGAACAAAAUGAAAUGAAGACACAGAAGACGCUGUCAAUGUACGCAUCCGUAACCAACAUUAUCCCCGACUUCAACGAGCAGUCAAGGAUAACCGGACAUAUUGUUGAUAAAGACAAGAAAGUAGUUGAAAAGUUCGAGCUCAGUUCCCAGGAGAUGAGUGAUUUCGAUACUUGUAAUGCAAUCUGGAAGAUGAUAGUCCACUGACGGAAAAGACUGAAGCUUUCGCAUCAUGUGCAUAAGUUAGUUUUGUAACUUGUGAUUAUGUUUAUCUAUUAUUCAGGUUGUGUCGAUUACCAUUUUUUUCUUGGAUGUGGUUUGUGUGAUAUGUAGUGUGUCUGAUCGGACAAAACGAUUGUUCUUUCUGCAUGAUAAGACCCAUAACUUCUAUUUGUUA
Molecule: messenger RNA, 1073 nt
Organism: Helianthus annuus (common sunflower)
Lineage: Eukaryota; Viridiplantae; Streptophyta; Magnoliopsida; Asterales; Asteraceae
Product: kinetochore protein SPC24 homolog
Exons: 5
Coding region: 281-883 (200 amino acids)
Biological process (GO): regulation of chromosome segregation
Source: RefSeq, a predicted model, not a curated record